CGCAAUUAUAUGUGGUAAUGGUCGGCCUUGGCAGGUGAUGGCAGUGAGUUGGAAGUGAAAACCGUAAUUAUCGUUAUGUGCUGCUGAGAACGGAGGAAAAGGUGUAUUGGUUGGACUGUAGUUGGGGCUUGUUAUGGAGCAUGAAACUGUGUGUGUUCCUUCAGUCAAGCUGGAGAUUGAUAAAGAAGUUGCAUUUGGGGACAGUGAAACUCUUCGUGAUGACAAGGAUGGAAUUUUCAGAUUUCCUUCCUGUCUGAUCCAAGAUAGUCCAUGUAUUAAAGAAGAAGUGAAGGAUGAAAUUACUGUUGAGGAGGGAGGAGUGAAUUGUGAAAUUGAGGAAGGAAGCAAAACACAUAGCCAGUGUCAGUCUGCAACCAGUGACUGGCCCAUUAAAGUGGAUUUGGAUGAGGACUUGAUUUCACAGGAGAGGAAAAAUGCAUGUGUUAAAGAAAUGGGAGUUAUAAGUAUGGGUUCAUACAUUCAGCAGCAGAGAGAUCCGAUAUCGACCAAGUGUGACGUACCUAUGCAUCUUCAGAAUUUAUAUGUGAAUCAGAAUAAUACUUCUGAUUCUUUCAUAGAUAAGUCUGAAGAAAUGUCUGCUUGCACCAGGAAAGCUGUAAGAACAAGGAGAAUAUAUGGAUGUCAGUUCUGUAUUAAAACAUUUUCAUAUCCAUCUGAUCUAGAUUUACAUACCCGAAUGAUUCAUACUAAAUGCAGAAGCAAAGUCUGUGAAGCAGAGUUAAAGAGGUCAAGUGAACAAGGAAAAGUGCAUGAGUGCAGGAAUUGUUGUAAGCAGACUUAUGGAUUAUUCAAGAAUUUCAGUAGAUGCAAUAAUCAUGUUGAGCCAUAUUCUGCACAUAAAAUCAGAUGUAAAUCAUGUGGCGAAAGCUACAGUCGGUGUUAUUUCUCAAAGGUGUGUUGCAGAAGCGGACGUGAUAUGACUAAAAUUGAUUCUAAGAUGAGGGAUUUUUACUUUUUUUAAUUUUGUACCAGUUUCUUCUUUAACAAAUAAUUGUUGGUUGGUUCAUUUAUCACAGAUGCAUGAAUAAAUCCAAACAAGGAGACCUCAAAAAAUGUUUGGAUGAAUGGAUGACAACCCCAAGCAAAAUAUCAAAAUAUUAAUCAAAUUUUAACUGUUUUAUUGAUUUUAAUUAAGGACAAUUUCUUUAAAAUUAAGAGAUAACUGCAUUCACGUGUGAUACGAGAAGUUGGACAUACCAUACAUUGUAACAAUUGUAGCGAAUUGGAGACACCUCAUUGUGGCUGUGUAUGGCUGAAGCAUGUUGAGAAGGAAAAGGGACAAUAAGUUGUAUUGUAGAUGGAAAUGUAUUGUAUAAAAGUAUCACAAAUGAGGGUAGGAUCUAAGUUAGUAAAGAUGUUUUGGGGUGUGGGUGUUGGUUCCCAUGCUCAACCCCCAACCUGGAGGAUAUUGCAGGAUUAAAAGUAAUUUGUCCUUAAUCCUUUCUGGUCCAUUUAUGACUCCUGCAUAAAUUUUUAAAUUUCGGGGGGUUUGCUGUAAUAUGAUGUCUUGAAUUAUCAAUUUCUUGUGUUUAUAUAUGGGCGUGUGUGUGUGUGUGUGUGUGUGCGUGCGGGCAGUAGUUAAUGUCUCAUGGUUGUAGCUUGAAGGCCUCAAGCUUGAUGUUCUACAGGCCCCAGUGCUCCAGUUGAUUAUAAUUAUAGUUAUACAAAAGUAAACAAGUUUGUAAAAGUAUGUAAUAUACACUCAACAGGCAUAUCCAGUAGAAGGAAUCAUAAAUGAAAUAAGAUUAUAAUGAACUCUUACUAUAUACACAGGAUCUUCAAAAAAUUUUUGAACUUUUUAUUUUACAACCCUAUUUUAUUGAUGAUUACAAAAACAAAAUACAUCGUAUUUCUACAUAUUGACUCUCCUUUUCAACACAUUUUCCCAGUGCCCUGUAAAUUUCUUAAUGUCAUCAUAAUAGAAAGUCUUUGGUUGUGCAUGUAGCUGCUGAUGGACCUUGUUUUUUGCGUUCUUGUAAUGUUGAAAUCUUCUUCCUCCUAGAGCUCCUUUAAGUGGUCCAAAAGGUGACAGUCAGAUGGUGCAAAACCUGGACUGUGAGCUGGGUAUUUCAUGACUUCCCACUUCAAUUUCCUGAGGGUUUCCAAUGUGUGGGCUGCAUAUGGGGAUAGGCAUUGUUGUGCAACAACAGGAUGCCUUCUAACAAUCUCCCUCUUUUUUUAGAGUCGAUUGCAGACUUCAGCUCUCCCUGUAGCAUGUUAAAAUAAGUUGCACUUGCAACAGUCGUUCUACAUACCAGGUAGAUCUCAAGUAUAGGCCCUUGAGAAUCCCAGAAGAUGGUCAACAUCAACUUGCCUGCUGAUGGUUGCAUCUUGAAUUUCUUGCAACGGGUGAUGACGGAUGCUUCCACUGCAUGCUCUUCCACUUGGUUAUUGGUUGAUAGUGAUGAGCCCAGGUUUCAUCACCUGUGAUGAUCUAUUGCAGAAAGUUGUCACCUUUGCAAUAAAUGAGCCAAAUGGCACGAACAAAUGCCUAAGCACAUGCGCUUCUGCUCAUCUCUCAGUUCCUUAGGUACUCACCUGGCACACACUUCAUGGAACUGAGGUUAUUAUGCACCACAGAACAGAUAGACCCAUUAUUUAUAUUCAGUUGUUUUGCAGUUUUGUCGACCAUCAUUCUUCUGUUUUGAAGAUUCAGUUCCAUGGCUCUUCCUUCAUCCUGCGUUGCUGUAGUUGUGGUUAGAUGACCCAGAGCACUCUGCAUUAGUCAUGGUCGUAUGGCCAUUUUUAAACAUUUCAGUCCACAUAUACAUGACUAUGUGAGAAAGAGCACACAUGUGCUGAUGAAUUAAUCCAAAUGGUACACCUACUGAUCACAGAUCGUUGCUCCUCCUUGGUGCAAUUCUCAAGUUUUGCUGCCAUGUUCACUGCUUCAUAGGAACUGUCACACUAACUGCAAGGUUAACAGGCUUGCCUUGCCACCAUGACACCCUACAAUACCCCAUCACCCCUCCCACUAUUUCUGUUUUCUUCGAAAAAUAUAAAAGUGUGGGAACUUUUUGAAGAUUCUUUGUAGUAAAACAAUAUUAAACUGAGGUGCAUCUAUUGACUAUUAGGUGAUUAGGUGAUUAUAUUCAAACUAGUGAAAAAUGAAAAGUGUAUAGGCCAGCUAAGGAAGAAAUAAUUUGUAUUAAGGCUUCAGUUUUAAAAUACACUAAAUGAAACCUAAAUGUGUAAAUUAAUGUAUGCUUUAGAGUUAUGUUGUAAUAGAGAGGUAUGUUAAAAGAAUAAAACAAAUCUACUUUUGA
Messenger RNA from Cryptotermes secundus, 3287 nucleotides. RefSeq names its product zinc finger protein 471-like. The transcript is spliced from 3 exons. The coding region runs from base 134 to 982 and encodes 282 amino acids. The record is from RefSeq and is a predicted model, not a curated record. Lineage: Eukaryota; Metazoa; Arthropoda; Insecta; Blattodea; Kalotermitidae.